AUGUCACCACCCAGCUCCACCGAUACCGCCAUCACAGUCGGCUCCCACAACGACGACGAUAAUGAUACCGAGAGUCUCACUGACAGUGUGAGAGAGCACAUGUAUGAGAAUCGUCUGCGUUACCAUGCAUAUCGCUCAGGAAGAUACGCCUUUCCCAACGAUGCCACCGAACAGGAUCGAGACGAGAUGAAGCAUAUCAUCAGCGUCGAGCUGUGUGGGAGGUACUUCUUUUCGCCCGUUCAAGAUGUACUGGCGAGAGGUGCCGAAGUCCUUGACUUGGGAACCGGACCCGGCCACUGGCCCAUCGAACUGGCCGAUUUAAAUCCGAACUCUACCUUUCUCGGUAUCGAUCUCUCGCCCAUCCAGCCCCCUGAGGUUCCUCCCAACUGUCACUUCAUGGUCGACGACAUUGAGCAUGAAAACGGAUGGGAUCUGGACAAGGACUAUUUCGACUUUAUUCACCUUCGACACACUCUGCACUCUGUUCGCGAUCGCCCAGAACUCAUGCAAAGGGCAUACGAACACUUGAAGCCCGGCGGAUGGUUCGAGAUCCAAGAGCUCGAGUUCUUUCCUCUUUGCGAUGACCAAUCUUGUCCGGAAGGGGAUGGCUAUGGCUUCCGAGUCUUUACGCAGUACUUGGAGGCAGGACUCAGGGCCCUUGGUUCAGAAAUGCAUGGCAUCCGUGCUGCAGUCGACGAGAUGCAAGCCGCAGGUUUCGAAAAUGUGCAAGAGGAUCGGCGGAAGUGCCCGAUUGGCGACUGGCCAGCAAGACCUGAGCUACGAGAGUGCGGCAUUUACAUGCGAGAAACGAUUCUGGAAGGCCUCAAGGGCCUAGCGACACGACCAUUCAGGGCUCUCGGCUGGACUGAAAUACAGAUCGAAAUGUUUCUGUUGGGCGUAAGGGGACACGUGAAAGAAAGAGACUUUCACACCUAUCUCUUUCACAGAACCGUGUAUGGGCGGAAACCGCUCGAGGCACCCAGCCGAUAA
Colletotrichum spaethianum is the source of this 990-nucleotide messenger RNA. RefSeq lists its product as uncharacterized. Gene Ontology annotation, molecular function: methyltransferase activity. The transcript has 4 exons. Bases 1 to 990 code for a protein of 329 amino acids. The record is from RefSeq and is a predicted model, not a curated record. NCBI's taxonomy places the organism in Eukaryota, Fungi, Ascomycota, Sordariomycetes, Glomerellales, Glomerellaceae.